Chrysochloris asiatica (Cape golden mole) is the source of this 1503-nucleotide messenger RNA. RefSeq names its product NOP2/Sun domain family, member 5 (gene NSUN5). Gene Ontology annotation, cellular component: nucleolus. Gene Ontology annotation, biological process: rRNA base methylation. NCBI's taxonomy places the organism in Eukaryota, Metazoa, Chordata, Mammalia, Afrosoricida, Chrysochloridae. Gene Ontology annotation, molecular function: methyltransferase activity. The record is from RefSeq and is a predicted model, not a curated record. The transcript is spliced from 11 exons.
AUGGCGCUGUACGCGGCUGCCGCGGCUGUGUUGGAGGGGGUUGAGGGUCGCCAGGGCUCCAUUAAAGGACUGGUAUAUGGCAGCCGCUUCCAGAACGUGAAACAGCUCUACGCGCUCGUGUGCGAGACGCAGCGCUACGCCGCCGUGCUGGACGCCGUGAUUUCCAGUGCCGGACUCCUCCGCGCCGAGAAGAAGCUGCGGCCGCACCUGGCCAAGGUGCUAGUGUAUGAGCUGUUGAUGGGACGGGGCUUUCAAAAGGGUGGGGGCCGAUGGAAGUCUCUGAUGGCCCGGCACCAGGCAAGGCUGAAGGCCGAGUUGGCCCGGCUCAAGGUUCGUCGAGGGGUGAGCCGGAAUGAGGACCUGCUGGAAGCGGGACCAGGGUCUGGUCCAGCUGACCAGAUACCUCGGUUUGUGCGGGUCAACACCCUCAAGACCUGUUCUGAUGAUGCAAUUGAUUAUUUCAAGAGACAGGGUUUCUCUUAUCAGGGACGGGCUUCCAGCCUUGAGGACUUAAGGACUCUGAAGGGGAAACAUUUCCUUCUGGAUCCCUUGUUACCUGAGCUGCUCGUGUUCCCUGCCCAGACAGAUCUCCAUGAGCAUCCACUGUACCAAGCCGGUCACCUCAUCUUACAAGACAAGGCCAGCUGUCUCCCUGCCAUGCUGCUGGCACCGCCACCAGGCUCUCAUGUCAUCGAUGCAUGUGCUGCCCCAGGCAACAAGACCAGUCACUUGGCUGCUCUUCUCAAGAACCAAGGGAAGAUCUUUGCCUUUGACUUGGAUGCCAAGCGGCUGGCAUCUAUGGCAACUCUCCUGGCCCGGGCUGGCGUCUCUUGCUGUGAGUUAGCAGAGAAGGACUUCCUGGCUGUCUCGCCCUCAGACCAGCGUUACCGUCAAGUGCAGUACAUCCUGCUGGACCCCUCCUGUAGUGGUUCUGGUAUGUUGGCACGACAGUUGGAAGAGCCCGAAGCAGGACCCCCUAGCAAGGAGCGCCUGCGUGCCCUGGCUGGGUUCCAGCAGCGAGCUCUGUGCCACGCGCUCUCUUUCCCAUCUUUGCAGCGCCUGGUCUACUCCACGUGCUCCCUUUGCCAAGAAGAGAAUGAAGAUGUGGUACAAGCAGCUCUGCAGAGGAAUCCAGGGACCUUCAGGCUAGCUCCUGUCCUGCCCUCCUGGCCCCAGCGAGGCCUGGGCACCUUUCCAGGUGCUAAACACUGUCUUCGGGCCUCUCCAGAGACCACGCUCACGGCUGGUUUCUUCGUUGCUGUCCUUGAGCGGGUGUCAAGAACUGCCACCUGGCUCAGCCCGGAAGAAGAAGCUGCGGUGCCAAAAACCAGCAGCUGGUGCUAGCAUACCGCCCUGCACAUAGCAGGUGCUCCGGGGCCUGAGGCCUGGUGGCAGUUCUGUCCGAAGGCAGUGGAAGAGCAUGAGCAGCACCCACUGAGGUCUCAGAGGCGAAGCCUGGUUUCAGAUCUUUUUGAAGUGACAGAUCCUGCUAGGAACCGGUAA